Molecule: messenger RNA, 2423 nt
Organism: Lactuca saligna
Lineage: Eukaryota; Viridiplantae; Streptophyta; Magnoliopsida; Asterales; Asteraceae
Source: the annotation of a GenBank genome assembly
AUGGCAAGAAGUGCAGAACCCCAUCAACAUCCGGAUCACCCAGUUGAAGUUGUCGGCCGGAUUAGGGACUACCCGGACCUCAAAGAUAAACCCAUUUCGGCCUUGCAGGUUAACUCCGAUGGUCGUUCUGUUAGAGUCAGAACUGAUAUCGGGUAUCGUGAUUUCACCCUCGAUGGGGUUUCCGAAGAUCAAGAUCUUGAGGGGUUCUACAGAAAUUUCGUUCAACCCAGAAUCAAUGGUGUCAAAUUGGGCGAUAAAUGUACAAUCAUGAUGUAUGGCCCUACUGGUUCGGGAAAGAGUCAUACUAUGUUCGGGAGCCAUAAGCAGCAGGGGAUUGUGUACAAGUCUUUAAGUGAUAUUUUGGGAAACGAAGAUGACGAGAUCGAUGAUGAACAACAGAAGGUCGGAGUUGGUACGUUCGUGCAAGUUACUGUUCUUGAGAUUUACAAUGAGGAAAUCUAUGAUCUCUUAUCUACCAAUAGUAAAGGUGGAUUCAACAUUGGCUGGUCGAAAGGCAAUGCGUCAAAGGUAAAAUUAGAAGUUAUGGGAAAGAAGGCAAAGAAUGCGACUUUCAUCUCUGGAACUGAAGCAGGAAAGAUAUCCAAAGAGAUCCAGAAGGUUGAGAAACGUAGAAUUAUCAAAAGCACAUUUUGCAAUGAAAGAAGCUCCAGGAGUCACUGCAUGAUAAUUCUUGAUGUCCCAACUGUUGGUGGACGACUUAUGCUUGUUGACAUGGCUGGAUCGGAAAAUAUAGAACAAGCUGGUCAAACUGGAUUCGAAGCCAAAAUGCAGACAGCGAAGAUUAAUCAGGGUAAUAUAGCGUUAAAACGGGUGGUGGAAUCCAUUGCCAAUGGUGAUUCUCAUGUUCCAUUUAGAGACAGCAAGUUAACCAUGCUUUUACAGGAUUCAUUUGAAGAUGAUAAAUCCAAGAUUCUUAUGAUAUUAUGUGCGAGUCCAGAUCCGAAGGAAAUACACAAGACUAUAUCAACAUUGGAAUAUGGUGCAAAAGCUAAAUGCAUUGUUCGAGGUGUUCAUACACCAAUCAAGGAGAAAAAUGGUCAGGAUUCUUCAUCGGAUGUGAUUUUGGGAUCAAGGAUUGCAGCCAUGGAUCAGUUCAUUCACAAGCUGCAAAUGGAGAAUAAAGUUCGAGAGAAAGAAAAGAUGGAAGCUCACAAACAACUUAUGAAGAAAGAAGAAGAGAUUGCGACUCUGAGAGCUAAGCUUUCAGAGGCUGAAGAUAAGAACGCUGAAGAGGAAAUUAACAUGAAAGUUCAGGAAAGAACGAACAUGUUGAGAAGUGAAUUGGAGAAGAAGAUAGAAGAGUGUAAGAAAAUGGCUGAUGAAGUUGUUGAAAUGGAAAGGAGAAAGAUGGAAGAGAAGAUUUUACAACAACAGGAAGAGCUUGAGAUGCUGAGAAGGCGUUUGGAGGAGAUCGAGACUGAGUUGACUCGGUCGAACGGAAAUGGAAAUGUUUCAAGUUCAACAGAAGGAAGCAGUUUUGCGAAAAAGUUGAUGGAAAUGUAUGCUGGUGAGGAUCCAGGAAUGGAGAAAUCCAUGGAUUUGGAUAAAUCCAUGGAUUUGGAGAAAUCCAUGGAUCAUAAAACUAGUAUAAAAGCUAUCUUGGGUUAUCCAUUUAUGGAGAAUUUAAAGAAUGAAACACAUAAUGAUGAUGAUGAUGAUGUUUAUGCUCCAAAUGCAACAAGAAAGCCAUUUUUGAGCACUGUUUUGGAGGAAGAUGAAGAAGAAGAGGAAGAAGAAAAAGAGGAGGAAGUGCAGAAAGAAGUUAUUGAGGAGAAGACUGUGUAUCAAGUCAAGAAUCCAAUUCCUAUUUCUGCUUUCAAUCUUGAUUCCAUGGAAACAGGAUCUGAAAAUGGAGAAGAUACAGCUGCAUCUAGGCAUUUGCGUAUUCAAAAUAUAUUUACACUUUGUGGGAAUUACAGGGAGCUUUCUCAACACUCUGCUACUCCAUUUCCUUCGAUGAAGAAGACUUCAGAAGAUUCAGAUGAAAACAAGAAGAGUCUGACGAAAGUUCUCUUCGAUUCAAAGGAGAAUUUCAGCCCCUUGAGUUUGAAAGAUAAGAGUGAUGUUGCAAAAAAAGGGAAUUUGAAUUUGAACAACAAUUCAUUGGAAAACAAGAUUCCAUUCAGUUCGUUGGAUAAUAAGCUGCCAUUGCUUUCUGCUGAUUCGUUCUCACCUCAAAUGGCUGCAUGAUAUGAUGAUCGCAUUUGUUUUCUAGUUUGAUUAAUCAUUGUUUUAGUCGAUGAGUGUGUAAGUGGUAGUAUUUUUUUAGUAGCCGAUGGGAGUAUAUAAAUCUAUGUACUCUGUUUUGGUGAAAUGUUGGAAUAUUUUUAGUUGUAAGAUGCGAUAUUAAUCCUAAAGAGAUUUCCUUGAUAAUUGAAAUGAAGAGUUUAUUUUAGUUUGCG